Labeo rohita (rohu) is the source of this 869-nucleotide messenger RNA. It is a transcript of the gene osm, whose product is annotated as oncostatin M. NCBI's taxonomy places the organism in Eukaryota, Metazoa, Chordata, Actinopteri, Cypriniformes, Cyprinidae. The record is from RefSeq and is a predicted model, not a curated record. The transcript has 3 exons. Bases 48 to 629 code for a protein of 193 amino acids.
AGUUUGCUCUAGCACACAGAGUAAUUAAAAUACUGCCAGUUUUCACCAUGGAGGCAAAAACAGGACUUCUGAUUUGGUGGAUUUUAAUGAUGAUCCAGGGGAUGACAUGCAGACCAACAUGCAGACCGACAGACAGACCGAGUGUCACACCGGGAUGUCAUGUGAUAGCACGCACAGAUUUCACAAAGACCAUAAUGAAACAACUGUUGGAGGAGUUUCUCUCAAUAAAUGGAAAUACUUCUACAACAUGGCCAUCAAUCUCAGAACUUGAGUUGACGAAUUUGCCCUGUGAAGAGAAAAUACAGAAAGCUCAAUGUGGACUUAACUUCAUGCGAAUGGCACUUGAGCUGAUAUAUCAACACCAAAGUGAGCUACACAAUAUCACAAAGCCCAUAUUUAAUCAAACAAAUGCAGCAAUUAAAGAAUUAAAGCUGACUAAUGACUGUGUUAGCAAAGCUGUAGGUAAAUGCACAAAAAACAUUACGCAGCCUGUCUUCGCUCAUGCAGAUUAUUAUAGUAAAAAACAUUGGGACCAAGCUGUUCUUGAGACCUCUGUAGACUUUCUGGAUGAACUGUUAAAAAUGGUACGUCAUCUCUCAAGCAAAAAAACAUUGACAUCAAAGAAAUGAUGCAUUUCAGUUAUAUAUCCUUGUUAUUUGUCAACUGCACUUAAUAAUUUAUGAAAGAUUAAGUCAUUUCCUGUUGAAGUGUUCUGUUGAAAUGUUCUCAUGUCCAUUUUAAUAUUUAUUUUUAACAUUUAUAUAUUUUUAAAAAUUGUUUUAAAAAUAUUGUCAGUAUUGUCCUGGGUCAUAAUUUAAGACAGUUAAAUGUAUGUUAUUUAUUAUAUAUAUAGAGAGAGAGAGAGAGAG